Molecule: messenger RNA, 1821 nt
Organism: Siniperca chuatsi (mandarin fish)
Lineage: Eukaryota; Metazoa; Chordata; Actinopteri; Centrarchiformes; Sinipercidae
Gene: guk1a
Product: guanylate kinase 1a
Exons: 8
Coding region: 265-900 (211 amino acids)
Biological process (GO): purine nucleotide metabolic process
Cellular component (GO): cytosol
Molecular function (GO): GMP kinase activity
Source: RefSeq, a predicted model, not a curated record
AUCAAGCUAGGCUAUGCUAUGUUUUAUACAGUCUAUGUAUAUAGCUAACGUUACUCUGCGGCCUAAAAACAAAGCUACAGUAGUAAGAGUGCCUGUCCGUGCGCAUAUGUGUCCCCCGUCAAGGAAGCAACUGCAGCUACCAUGAUGACGUAGGCAGCACACUUUUCUAUAAUUUCUCUCACCACAAAAAAAAAGAAAAAGGAGCAGAAGAGGGAGGAAAGCGUCCGGAGACGGACCCACAAUCUUGAACUAACGUAACUCCCGAUGUACAUGAGACAUUUUUCCAGGCUAUUUUCAGCUAUGGCUGGACCCAGGCCUGUGGUUCUUAGCGGCCCGUCCGGGGCAGGGAAGAGCACUCUGCUGAAGAAGCUCAUGAAAGAAUAUGACAGCGUCUUUGGCUUCAGCGUCUCCCAUACAACAAGAAAUCCUCGACCUGGAGAAGAGAACGGCAAAGAUUACCAUUAUGUCACACGGGAGGUGAUGCAGAUGGGGAUUGACAAAGGCGAUUUCAUUGAGAACGCAGAGUUUUCUGGGAACAUGUACGGGACGAGUAAAGCUGCUGUGCAAGACGUCCAGGCCAAGAACCUCAUCUGUAUACUUGACAUUGACAUGCAGGGUGUGAGGAACAUCAAAAAAACUGACCUGAGGCCCAUCUACAUCUCUAUCCAGCCGCCAUCCAUGGCAGUCCUGGAAAAACGUUUAAGAGACAGAAAAACCGAGUCAGAGGAGAGCCUCCAGAAGCGUUUACGUGCAGCCGAGAUUGAAAUGGAGUUUAGUAAAGAACCUGGUGUAUUUGAUGCCGUAAUCGUCAAUGAUAAUUUGGAGGAUGCUUAUGGGCAGUUAAAACAUGCUCUUCUGGAGGAAAUUAAUAUGGUCAAGAAAAUCAACAUGUCUUCGUAGGAGACCGCAGCGUACUGACAGCUUUUUAGUCCCAUCCAGCCACUCCUCACAAAACCACAGACCUUCAUUGCAGUUGUGAACAUUCCCUCAGAUGGUGGUCUGUGAAGCUCAAACAUCCCUUAGUCUAUACACAAAUGCAUACAGUAGGUUUUACAUGGUGUUUAGAAGUAGUUCUUACCAAAUGAUAUAUUACAUACUGUAAAGUGGAACUUUUUUUACUGACAGGAAGCGCUUUCCAUAUUUUUAUUUUUAUUUGUAUGAAGACAAAAUACUCCGAUGAUGCUUACUUGAUAUGUGACUGGCAUGGUAUGCAGGAUGCUCUGUUGGACAGGGUUUACUGAACACAGAUAUACAGCUUGCAGCUUUGUCCUCUUCACCAACCAAUGUGGCUUUGAAUAUAGCUUUUGUUUGGGGUUAUAACAGAACAAUUGUACUGUUUUAUUUGUAUAUCAUUUUGCAGCUUUACAUGUACCAUAAAAUGACAUUCAGUGGACUGUUUUGAUUCCUAACUAAAGGUUUUUAACUUUGCAGGACAAUUAAAUGGCAUGUUUAUCUUUUUAUAUUAUAUUGCUUAGAGUUAAGCACACAAAUCUCCUUUUUACUUGAAAACAGAGAAUAUUUAUGACCCAUCUGUAAUUUGGUAUGUUUAUUUUUUCACAUAACAAUCAAAAAUUUUCAGUUUUAAAGAUUCCACUGAAAUACAGUAAUUAUAUGUUACAUCAUACUCAUCAUACAUAUUGAGAUGCAUGCAGUCCUUUGGUUUGCCAUUUAACACUUAACCAGCUCUUAUAAUAAUGUGCUUGUUGUGGAAAAAUGUAUUCCUUAAGUCUAUUAAACGUCCAGCAGUAAAACUAUGUUGUGUUACACUAAAACACUGGAAGAAGAAUGUAUGUGUGCUAUAAAUAAGAAUUGUGAAAGAAA